CACAGGAACCAGAAUAGUACGUCUUAUACCUGUAGGCUAUCAAACAGCACUAGAACUGAAAGAAAGAAGAACAGCCCUAGUGAUUGGAUCACUUAUUGGCUUUCUUAUUGGCUGGCUUGGCUGUCAGUCCGGGCUGCACUUGCUGGUUCGUUCAAACCCAGGACUUAACGCAGGGCGACUAAUCUGUUUCCUAUGCACCAGCCGUAACAUUGUGUCGCAGCGUGCCCCUGCUGAGGCGCUGACAGAGCAUCUGUUGGAAUACAAGUUCACUCUGAAAACCCCGCGCCGUCCUCGACCCCCCGCCGCCCAGGAGCCAAAACACGGAGCAACUAAACGUGUAAAUGGAGUUUCAAUCGUUGUCGUGACUGUUCUUCACCGCCUCUCACCCCGCAGAAGACUGCGUUGAAGUUGCAGCAUCCAAACACCACCGAGGCACUCUCCUCUGCAGUCAUGGGUACCGUCCUCUCCAUCUCCCCGACGGAGAAGAAGGCGUCUAUUAUGGACGCGGAGCUCGCCAAAAACGACAAGAGCCUCAAACGGCACUCGAUGUUCGUCUCUCUCUCCUGGAAGAAGCUGGUGUCCAAUUCGGCCAAGAAGAGUGCCAAGAAAGUGACCCCGAACCCCAUGCCCGCGCGCGAGCUCCCGUCCGGACAGGUGGCUCAGCGCAACAGUGAAAACAUCAGGAAGACGCACCAAACCGAGGAGAAGAAACCCAAAGCGCCGAUCCCGGUCCCGGUGCCCACGGUCCCCACGCAAAACAACGACGCCGUCGUCCAAAACAGGAGGCUUUCCACGGUCCAGCAGCUGCCCAGCAGCCUGUCUGUGGUGUCACCGAGGCGGAUAGUUAUCCAGGCUUCAACCGGGGAGCUGCUUCGCUGUUUGGGGGACUUCAUGUGCCGCAGGUGUUUUAAACUGAAAGAGCUGAACAGCGGAGAGGUGAUCCUCUGGUUCCGCAACAUCGACCGGACUCUUUUGCUCCAGGGCUGGCAGGACCAAGGCUUCAUCACGCCGGCCAACGUGGUGUUCGUGUACCUGCUGUGCGAAGACAUGAUAACGGACAGCAUCGACAGCCCGGCGGAGCUGCAGGGCACCUUUCAGACUUGCCUUUACCUCGCCUACUCCUACAUGGGCAACGAGAUCUCCUACCCGCUCAAGCCGUUCAUGAUCGAGUCGAACAAGGACGUUUUCUGGGAGAUGUCGCUCCGGAUCAUCAACAGGCUGAGUGCCAAAAUGCUGCAGCUGAAUGCGGACCCGCACUUUUUCACCGAGGUCUUCCAGGACCUCAAAAACCAACGAGAUACGAGCGAGGCGAACCUGGACCGCUGACAAAACCAAACAAGACCGGUGGGUUUUUUUUUUAAAAGGUGAAUGUUUUUGCAAAAUCACACAGCGGUGGUUUUGAAUGUAAAAGGCCAACGUUGAAGAGUCCUCACGUGUGGGCUGAAUAUCUCUCUCUAAUGAUGUUACACAACCUCAGUGUGGUGUUUUGGCUACAGGAGACCUCAUACAUGCAUGCCAAUGGUAAUAUUGUCAUCUUUUGUCUUGUCCCGUUUGAGUGACGCACGGAUUGACUUCGUGGUACAGAUCACAUCCCACGUGACACUCAACUCCCCUUUUCGUUCAUGAUAAGCCUACUUUCUGGGCGAGUGGAUGUCGCAGUGAGGUGAGCUUCUUGGCAGGACCAGAAUAGAUGUGUGUGCGUAUGUGUGUGUAUGUGUGCGUAUGUGUGUGUAUGUGUGUGAGAGAGACGUCGAGAGGCGGAGCUGUCCGAGGUGCUGACCUGUGCGGCCGUUUAUCCUCCGCUCCCUCGCUAUUAUGAGUCACCUCGCCGCAACAGAGCCAAGGGUGGCUUCUAAGAGGACCAGAGUGAGCCCAAUACACUUUCAGCACAUAAGCCUAAGCUUUGUAAGUACAGGUAUAAACAGCGUAUUGUGCUUUUUUAGAUUCUCUACCAGCUGAUAGGUAAGCUGUUGCAGCAGAUGAUCAUGUUACUUUAAGGGGACAAAACAUGCUAGUAGAUAUUCCUCUACGGGUAACAGAGGAUUUACUGCUAAAAAAGCCUCAUGAUGUGUAUCUUCAUACCUAUUUAGAAUGUAACAGUUUUCAGCUGCUGUGAUCAAAACCACCAAUUUCUUCAUAUAAACCACCUCGUACUGAAUUGAAAUAGCUUGUUUUCGACGAGAAACAAUAUAGACGUACCGCUCAAUUGGCCGUUGGUUCAAGUUGAUCAUGAGGGUAGGGGGCAGAAAUGUAUCUCCCACCUGGGAUGUGAUAAACUGCACAAAAUGGGCUCAUAUAUGGCCGUACAGCAAGAUUAUCGCCGUACGGCCCCUGUUGUGUAUUGUUUUCCGAUACAUUGCAGAGGCCAACGUAACUACAGACUGAAUGGAAUGUACAGUUUUUCAAGAGAUUGUUUUAAAAUCUCACAUGUGCCAACUAUCAAAUACUCUUAGCCUGAAACUUUGUGGUUUACAUGUACAUAUCCCAUAUUUUAGAUGUGCUCUGUAUUUAAUUUGUAUCUGCCUGUUUUUGAAGGUGGCUGUAUAUGAUGUAGUUCAAGCGUAACAACAACAAAAAACAAACAGCGUAAUGCUCAAAUGGUAUUUCUGCCCUGCUCUGUAAAUGUGUUGUGAGCCUCAGUUUGCUGGGUUCAAUUCACAUUCAGCACAGUCAAUUCAGGGAGGAUGUUUCCUCAUGAUGUAAAUAUUGAAUGUGAAGGCCUCAUUAUGAAGUGACUAUCAUUUGCACACAUUAUUGCAAGUUUCUGUAAGCUAAACGUGAUUUGACUCUGACACUCUGAAACCAAGCUUAUAGGGCAACCGUGACAGUAAUUAUUCAGUAUUAUGCUUCUAAGUGAUCAUUGUUAUGUUGUGUUGUGAGUCCAUUGCUUGGAAAGUGGAAUAUAAUGCUGCUAUUUUGCACAGCUUUGGACAAACAUUUGAUGUUUUGCACAGUGGUAUAACAUAAUGGUCGUGUACCAGUGUUUCCUGUCAAGCACUGAAGUGUUUUCAAUUAAUUUUGCAGUUAAUGUCACCAAGUUUCGCUCUACGAAGAUUAUCUGUGAAUUAGAUCUUUUGUACGGUCUUUUUUUUCCUAUGUGUCAGCUAUGGAAAGUGAUAUUUAGAUGUGCUUGUUGCCUGUGGUUGCACCACAGUUGCAGUCACUCUCUCUACAUGUUAAUACAAGGUCAAUACAGUAAUUGUUUAUGGUGACAAUGAUGAAAUAAAUCCAUACUUCUGUAGGAUCUGUUGUCUCUCUCGCUCAUUGUUUUGUUGAUUUAAAACUUCAUCCUAAUGUGUAUGUGUGUGUGCACUAACGUAUAUACUGUAUCUCGCUGCAACAUGUGAGCGCACUACUUAUGGCCUAUGUUUGCACAAAUCUUGCAGUUUGCUGAAGUAAUAAUUAACUCGGACAUCCUAUUAUCCAGUCACUCCUCCCACUAAUCCGUUGAUUUGCAGGGAACCCUUGAGACAUGGUUAUGCAACAGAAAUAAGUCCAUGAUGAAUAUGCUUACUGGGAUGAUACUAUAGGUUGUCAUGGGACUGAAGCUCAUGAGAGUUCAGUGGUUGCCAUGAAACAAAAACUCAAAAGAUAGAGGUAUUUGCAUAUUGAAAAGUUGUUUUUUUUUUAGAUAUACUGACACAAAGAUACAAUUUUUUGGAUGUUUUAUACCCAUACAGGUAUAUGGGUGUACAAGCAAAUGGCAGAACAGCUUCAUUUUAUCCCAGAAUGCAUUGCCCGAUUGGCACACAGGGAAGUAAGCUGACACAUGAAGGAUAUUUUUGGUAUCCUGUCAGUCUGUCCUGGGUAUUGUAAACGGGGCCACACACUGAAAUGGGAACACAGGAAACCAACAGUGAGAAAGUCAAUUGUAAAAAUGUAUUUGGAGGAAUCUGCAUGCAUCAAUAAAAACUGGUAUCACACUAUGAUGCAUUAUCAAUAAGAAUUUUUUAAGGAAUGUGCAAAAUUGAGGAAGGAUUUCAUUAAACAUGUAACAUAUUAUUACAUUUCAGAAGCUUCCUUAGUUUAGAGCACGGAUACAUCGAUGAUGUGCUGUGUGAGAGAAUGGAGCUGAAUUGAUAAGGUUUUUUUUCCUGUUUUUUUAUGAAUAAGCCACGUGGGUUAGAGGGUUCUUUCAUGUGAUUGGUUAGAAUCUGCUGCAGUCUCAGAACCGUGUGUGUGACUCUCUCUCUCUCUCUCUCUCUCUCUCUCUAUCUAUCUGUGUCAGUCUUAUGGGGACAUACAGUAUCUAUUUACAGAGCAAAAGUGGAGAAAAGCAGUCAGGAAAUAACCCAGAAAAUCAUGACAGAAAUGGAACAGGAGGAAAAUAUUGAGAGGUGGAGAGAGGGGAAAGAAAGUGGAACAUAGAUGAAGGUAAAUAAAAACACAAAGAUGGAUAGAGAGGAAAGAGAAAAAGACAUUUAUAUUUCAUUCAUUUAUUUCCAUCUAAUGUCAGACAGAGAGCCACAUUGUAACAUCAAAACUACUCAAAAUGACAGUUGCAGAGUUGAAAGCCAUAGCCACAGUAAGUGUUGUUAAGUAAUCUAUUUCAUCUGCAAAUUGUAUGUUAAUUCAUUUUUAAAAUGUGUUGCUACUCAUACUGUGGUCCAGUAUGUUGACUUAUAAUACUUUAAUCACUGCCAUGUGUUUUUUUUAAACACCAUUGUUGCAUGACAUCAGUUUCAACUACAUGGAAACUAAAGAGUAAAACAUUCCCCUAGA
Anarrhichthys ocellatus (wolf-eel) is the source of this 4722-nucleotide messenger RNA. It is a transcript of the gene cdk5r2b, whose product is annotated as cyclin dependent kinase 5, regulatory subunit 2b (p39). Gene Ontology annotation, cellular component: growth cone; protein kinase 5 complex; cytoplasm. Gene Ontology annotation, biological process: axon guidance; brain development. Bases 451 to 1326 code for a protein of 291 amino acids. Gene Ontology annotation, molecular function: cyclin-dependent protein serine/threonine kinase activator activity; protein kinase binding. The record is from RefSeq and is a predicted model, not a curated record. The transcript has a single exon. Lineage: Eukaryota; Metazoa; Chordata; Actinopteri; Perciformes; Anarhichadidae.